Phialemonium atrogriseum is the source of this 1545-nucleotide messenger RNA. RefSeq lists its product as uncharacterized. The transcript is spliced from 3 exons. The coding region runs from base 1 to 1545 and encodes 514 amino acids. NCBI's taxonomy places the organism in Eukaryota, Fungi, Ascomycota, Sordariomycetes, Cephalothecales, Cephalothecaceae. The record is from RefSeq and is a predicted model, not a curated record.
AUGGCGCAAAAGAUCCAGCUACCGUACACUCUUCAGACAGACGUGGGCAUGGUCCUGGAUGCGGGAUUUCCUGCAAUUCGAUACUUUCCGGACAUUUCCCGUUCAUAUUCUGAACUCCCGUCUUCGGCAACCGUUCGUCUUCCCCAUGUCAUGUCACCCAGCGAGAGGUUUCAAAACUCCUUGGAAGAAUACGCGGACCUAGACUUCGCGGACCAAGACUGGUUCUCCUCAGCCCAUACCCCAAUCACUAAAACUGCCAUCGCAUGCAUCCGUCAAAAUAACGCGCCCAAGAGAAGUCAUUUAAACGGAACGGAGGGCGACAUCGAUCGCUUCCUCCACAACAUCAAUGCCUGCCGGAACGGGACCAUGGACAUCUACCUCCUCAUCAAGCUGAUCAAGUCACGAACCCGCCUAGACCUCGAGCAGGCCGCCGCCGCAGUCGUCUCGGCAUUCGUCAACGCAGGCCGCCUCGACGACGCCGAGCUCCUACUCAGGGAGCUCACCGGCGUGCUAGCCCGGAACCGGCGCCAGACCCACUCCCAGCACGCCAUGGAGGCCCUUGCCCAUUGCGCCGAAAAGGUGUACGCCUGGUGCAAGAAGUCGUGCGUAGACGGCGAGACCAAGCUCGGCCCAAGCCGCCCGCAGAACCACGCCGAGCUCGUCGGCCUGCUCCUCAGGAUCCGGCGCGUCCGCCCGCGCAACAGGUGCCUGUACAUCCCGGCAUGGCUGUUCCGCGAGGCGGGCAUCGACCCGCCCGGCGACCACGCCGCGUACCUGGACGGAUAUCAGGCCAAGCUCGCGGCGCGCGGCGAGUCGCGCCAGGGGAUCCUCGGGUACCAGUGGCCGCAGGUGGAACCCGAUGACGGCAGCAUCGUGCUGUCCAAGCGCAUGUUCCGCCGGGUGCAGACGCGCAUCUACCGGUUGUACCGGUUCUGGAACCCAGCGGAGCGCCUGCGGCGCGGGGUCUGCCGCCUCGAGGAAUCGGUGCUGUAUGCGGCCGAGUGGGUGAAUCGGCGGCUGCGGGAGACGGACGAUGUGGCGAAGGUGGCGUGCUGGUUCUUUGCUUAUCAGCGCCGGUUGCAGCUGAAGGUCGUGAGCGACGACAGCUGCACGCGAUUCCUCGCCAAGGGCGAGGGUGGGACACUAUACCAGAACAAUCUGGGGAUGAAGUCGACGUUCGAGGAGGUGCUGGCGCGCGUUGCAGGGUUAGGGGAGAGUGACGGUCUUGGAGCUGGGUCCAAUGACACGGUCGAGUUGAUUGACCGCACUUGUUUCCUCAUGAGGGACUACGUGGACGUUUAUGGAGAGGGCAAGAAGGAGAACCUAAUCUUCUCCAAGGAACAACGAGGCGGGAAAGGACGCGGCCCGGACCAGGGAAUUGAGAAGGUUCCGGGCCCGGUGUACAAGUUUCUGGCGAAGGAUAUCAUGCAUUGGAAUAAUGCAUGGGGCGACGAUGCCUUUGCAGGCGGCAAAGUACACGGCUGGGAGGACUGGUUGAGGAACAAGGAGGUUGAUACGAGGCAAAAUGAUACCCUAGCCACUUAA